Cynoglossus semilaevis (tongue sole) is the source of this 2104-nucleotide messenger RNA. RefSeq names its product fibronectin type III and SPRY domain containing 1-like (gene fsd1l). Gene Ontology annotation, molecular function: protein binding. NCBI's taxonomy places the organism in Eukaryota, Metazoa, Chordata, Actinopteri, Pleuronectiformes, Cynoglossidae. Bases 303 to 1652 code for a protein of 449 amino acids. The transcript has 13 exons. The record is from RefSeq and is a predicted model, not a curated record.
AUACUCGGUCACGUAGAAGAUACAUUUAGAGAGAGGCUAACGAGAUGAGAUCUGUUAGCUGCCCCCCUCACCCCUCCCUCUCUCUCUCUCUCUCUCUACUCUGACUGAACGUCUCUCCUCAUCCUGCUCUCGUUCCGGAUGAGUGACAAUAAUUCGAAAUGACAGGUUCCCAUUAAAUCACCAUUAGAGAAGCUCUGCGCAGGAUCAUCAGCACGUUAGCCAAUAAGAACGAGGAGCUGCACAACUUCCUGGAAGCGGUUGACAGCACACUGGUGGGACUACAGGAAGAUUCAUGUAAGGUGAUGACAGACUUAGAGGCGGAGCUUGAGCAGCUGAGCUGUGCCCUCCACGAGAAAGGUGAGGAGCUUCGUGACAUCAUCAAGGAUGAAAAGUGCAGAAAGGAGGCGGAGCUUCAGAGACAGCUCUCUGAAGGAAAGUUUGCUCUGGAGUCGUGUGAGGAGCUGCUGGAGUUUGCGAAUCAAACGUUGUCCAUCAAUAAUGAAGAAGAAUUUCUGAUGGCGGCUAAAGAAAUCAAAGAAAGAGUGACCAUGGCACCCGCGUUCCGGCUAACGACACGUCCAGCUGUGUCUGAGAACAUGACGCAAUUCACUGUUGACUUCACUGCUGAGGGGGAGGGGCUUAGGAGACUUCACUUCCUGCCAGUUCCCAAACCUCCAGAAAUUGACGUCUCCCGGUGCGUUUUACGUGACAACAACAUCACAGUUGUCUGGCGUAUGCCUGCAGAGGGCAGCGGUGAGAGCAUCAGUGGACCAGUCAAAUGCUACGAGCUACAAUACAGAAAAACAAACCAGAAGAACUCAGUGAAAAUGGUGGAGAAAGCAUGCUGGGAAAAAGUCUGUGACAUCACAGAGACACAGUUCACUCUCUCAGGUCUGAAGUUUGAUUCUGCCUUUGUCGUUUUCCGUGUUCGGGCCAAAAACAAAACCGCGGCCGGAGAGUUUUCUGAAUCCGUUGCCAUGGAAACCAAAGCGUUCAACUUUGGGUUCGAUUCUUCGACGGCCCACGCCGAGCUGAAGGUUCACGGUGACACGGUGACCUGGGAUCCUCAACGGGUCAAAGGGCACGACCCUCGUCUCAGGUGUAAAGACGUGAAAAGCAGCAGAAGUGCAACACCAUCACCUAACAAAACGUCAGGAAACAGAGGCGGUCGUGACCGGUUUGCAGGAGAGUCGUACACAGUUCUGGGAGACCAGGAGAUGAUCGGUGGCUGCCAUUACUGGGAGCUCCGCCUCGUGGCCGACUGGAAGUCUUUCAGUGUGGGCGUGGCCUAUCGCUCAAGCUUGGGCCGCUUCGACCAAUUAGGAAAGAGCACUGGCUCCUGGUGUCUUCAUGCCAGCCAAUGGCUGCAAAACGCGCUGGCAGCCAAACACAACAACAGAGUGAAGACGCUGGAGUGGCUGGCGCUGCAACAGGUCGGGAUUUACUGCGACUACGACAACGGAGAUUUAGUUUUCAUUGACGUCGAGCGACUUCGUCUCCUUCACUCCUUCAAAACAAAGUUUGUUCAGGCGCUGGUUCCUGCCUUCACUGUCUGGUGCGGAGGACUCACCGUCCUGACGGGUCUGCAGGUUCCAAGUUUCAUGGAGAAUUUCCUGUCGACCAAUCGGAGUCUGAGCGACCUGUCCCAAUAAAAGAUGACGUUUAUCCUGGAUCUGUUUUAUAAGAUGUGUGUAUGUGAAACAGUGGCUGUAGACGAGUGUAAAAUAAUAUAUAAUAGUAAUAAUGACAUUUGCUGCCUGCUCUUAUUUUGUUAAUGAAGCCACAGUUUAAUAAUGCACAGGCUUUUAUUCUGUAGGAGUUCUACAGUAAAUACCUUGGCUGUAUAAAUAAACAUGUAUAAAUGAAAAAAAAAUAUUUUUAAAACUUUUUGUCCAUAAACAUGAAACCUGACUCUUCCUGUUUCCUCUGUGUGAAAGGCUAUGAUUAUGAAACCUGUUCUGUGAGUAAGUAUUUUAUUUUGAAGGUGAGUUAAAAACAUGCACUUGUUUGAAUGUUGCACAAAAUGUUAGUGACUGUGUUUAAGAAUAAAAGUGGAAAAAUAUGUUUUGAAUGAGUGACAAAACAAUGGUAAAAUAAAAUAAAU